Molecule: messenger RNA, 2328 nt
Organism: Cordyceps fumosorosea ARSEF 2679
Lineage: Eukaryota; Fungi; Ascomycota; Sordariomycetes; Hypocreales; Cordycipitaceae
Product: choline kinase
Exons: 3
Coding region: 1-2328 (775 amino acids)
Biological process (GO): phosphatidylcholine biosynthetic process; phosphatidylethanolamine biosynthetic process
Cellular component (GO): cytoplasm
Molecular function (GO): ethanolamine kinase activity; choline kinase activity
Source: RefSeq, a predicted model, not a curated record
AUGUCGUCCGAGCAGUUUCCCGCCUACGGUCCCGCGCCCCUCCGUUCUGCUCUCAAGGCCGACGAUGAAGGCGAUAGGACGCCUCCCGUCAGCGGCUCCUUGAAAGCUGUCCAGAUCGCCGAACCUGUCGAGGAAUACUUUGUCGACGACGCUGAAUCCGGCCAGGCCUCCAAGCUCUUCCGCGUAGGCAGCUCCAGCAAGCGCAUGAGCGGCAAGCCCGUCUCCUCCUCACGCUCCUCCAUCAGCGAGCAAUCGCCAGCCUUGCGACCCCAGGACGACCCCUCCCUAGCAACGUCGCGCGCCGCCCGCCAGGACAACAACCGCCAAUACUAUAGCGAGAAGCUGCUUGCGCAGGUAAGCGAUUGGCUCGACCACGAGCGCCGCAAGGCCUCGCGUCGCAAGAAGCGCACCCACCUGCACCACCACCACGCGCCGCGCCGCUCCUCCACCUCCCCGCCCGAAGACGCCGCCAGCCGCAAGGGUCGCGACGACGAUACCGGUGCUGCUCCAGCCAACCGCGAGCGGUCCGACUCGGUCGACUCCCAGAGCAGCGAUGUCUCACUCGACCGCCUCCAGCGUAUCGUCGAGGAUUCCAUGUCCUCCAUGGGCCUCACGGCCGUCCCGCACUUUAGCCCCCGACCUCCCCGGCACAACAAACUCAAGCGCCGCGGCUCGUUGCGCGCCGCCUCCUCGGAUACCGAGUACACCGAGGGUGACGUCGUCGUCCCCAGCUGCGAUGCCUGGCUUGACAACUCUAAGACGCUCGUCUAUUCUGGCACCGCCCUGAGCAAUGAGGAACCCGAGGCCGCGGCCACCCGCGUCGCCAAGGAGAAGGAGGUCUGGCUGGUGUUUAAGAAUGAAAUCAUUCGCAUCGCACAUACCCUGAGACUGAAAGGCUGGCGCCGCGUGCCCCUCGGCGACGGCCACCGGAUCUGGGUCGAGCGGCUUAGCGGCGCCCUCACCAACGCCGUCUACGUCGUGACGCCUCCCGCCGACAUCCCCGAGAUUGAGGGCAAGAAGAUGCCGCCCAAGAUCCUCCUCCGAAUCUAUGGCCCGCAGGUCGAGCACCUGAUUGACCGCGACAAUGAGCUCAAGGUCCUCCAACGACUAGCCCGCAAGAAGAUUGGCCCCCGACUGCUCGGCACCUUCAAGAACGGCCGCUUCGAGCAGUUCUUCAACGCCAUCACGCUGCGACCCAGCGACCUGCGCGAGCCCGACACCAUGAAGCAGAUUGCCAAGCGAAUGCGCGAGCUGCACGACGGCAUCGACCUACUGCCGUCGGAGCGUGAUGCCGGUCCUGGCAUCUGGAAGAACUGGGACCAGUGGCUUGAUAAUGUCGGCCGCAUCGUGCAGUUCCUCGAUAAGGACCUACAUAACGUUCCAGAGGGUCCGCGUGCCUCCUCGGUGGUGCAUGCCUGGAAGGCCAACGGCCAUGUCUGUGGAGCGCCGUGGCCGCAGUUCCUGGCCGCUGUGGUCAAGUUUAGAGCUUACCUCGACAGCUUCUACAAGAGCCCGAAAGCGAUUCGCGAAAGCCUAGUCUUUGCCCAUGCCGACACGCAAUAUGGCAACAUCCUGCGCAUCCGCCCCGACGACGAAAAGUCGCCCCUCCUCCAGGCCGCUAACAAGCACAAACAGCUCAUCGUCAUCGACUUUGAGUACGCCGCCGCCAACACACCCGGCCUCGAGUUUGCCAACCACUUCACCGAAUGGACCUACAACUACCACGACCCCGUCACCUCCUACGCUUGCAACGUGGAGCGCUACCCGACGCCCGAGGAGCAGCACCGCUUUAUCAAGGCCUACGUCGACCACCGCCCGCAGUUUCCCGCCCUCGGCACCCCGCGCAUCCUGCCCCAGGACGUCACGGCGGCCAACACGGCGGCCAACGCCGGGACCGGUGAGGCUGUCGGCACGCCCGCGCUGCUGCCCACGGCGUCGAGCAGCUCCAUCGUCGAGUUCAUGCUCGACGCGCGCGCCCCCGCUGGCGGCUGGACCGCCGCCGAGCGUGCCCGCGAGGAGCAGAGCGACGCCCAGGUCCGCGAGCUCAUGGAGUCGACGCGCCUCUGGCGCACCGCCAACAGCGCCAUGUGGGCCGCUUGGGGCGUCGUCCAGGCCAAGAUUCCCGGCCUCGACGAGGCCAACCGCCCCGUCUCGCCCGAGGUCGCCGAGAGGGCCGAGGCGGAGAUGGGCGUCGACGAGUUCGACUACCUGAGCUACACGCAGAGUCGCGCCUUCUUCUUCUGGGGCGACUGCGUCCAGCACGGCAUCGUGACCGUCGACGAGCUGCCGGAGAUGCUGCGCCGAAACCUCAAGACGGUGGACUACUGA